UCUUGAUUCAGGCUUGACAGCUGAAUUUGGAAAAAACACAUGGAUUCCGACGCUGAAAUUCCAAGAUGGCGGAUGGUGGUGAUUGGGGUGCUCUAGUUGAUGAUUUUGAAGAGCAAGUAACGAAAGAAGUAGAAAAUAAGGUAGGCGCUCUUCAAGUGGAAGAGAAACCUGCUGCUGGUGCUGCUGCUGCCCCAGAAAACGAUGAUUUGGCAAUUCCAAGCGCUGAAGCCUCUUUGAUGACAAAAGUUCUUCGGGAGAACAUUAUUGAUGUUAAAGCAGAUGUGGAAGUGCAGCAAAAAGAUCCCAACUCUCCAUUGUACUCUGUGAAGACCUUUGAAGAACUGAAUUUGCCAGAAAAGUUAUUAAAUGGUGUAUAUGCAAUGAACUUCAACAAACCAUCGAAAAUUCAAGAGACAGCUUUACCAAUGUUGCUAGCUGAUCCUCCGAACAAUAUGAUUGCACAAAGUCAGAGUGGAACUGGUAAAACAGCUGCUUUUGUGCUGACUAUGUUAAGUCGUGUUGACCACAAGAAACCCUACCCACAGGCCCUCUGUUUGUCUCCUACUUAUGAACUGGCACUUCAAACUGGUGGUGUGUUGGAGAAAAUGGGGAAGUUUUUAAUAGAAGAUGGUUUAAAAGUAACAUACGCUGUUAAAGGAUCAAGACCUUCUUUGGGUGCAAAAUGCAAUGACCAUAUCAUUAUUGGUACACCUGGAUCAGUGUUGGACUGGAUCAUGAGGCACCGUUCUUUUGAUCCAAAGAAACUUUCAGUUUUUGUAUUGGAUGAAGCUGACGUAAUGAUUUCACAACAGGGUCAUCAAGAUCAGAGCAUCAGGAUUAAAAAGACAAUGAAACCAGAUUGCCAAAUGUUACUUUUUUCUGCCACAUAUGAUAAAGAAGUGAUGAAUUUUGCAUCAACCAUCGUUUCAGAUGCUGUGGUCAUUCGACUACGUAAGGAAGAAGAGAGUUUGGAUAACAUUAAACAGUAUUAUGUCAUGUGCGCAUCUUCUGAAGAAAAGUAUGAAGCUUUGGCUAAUUUAUAUGGCGCUCUAACUAUUGGACAGACUAUGGUGUUUUGUCAUACAAGAAAAGCAGUAAAUUGGUUGGCAGAGAAAUUAUCCAAAGAUGGCCAUGCUGUAGCUUUGUUAACUGGGGAAUUAGAAAUUGAACAAAGGCUGGCUGUUUUGAAUCGUUUCAGAGACGGAAAAGAGAAAGUUCUUAUAACUACUAACGUUGCUGCACGUGGGAUUGAUGUAGAACAAGUCACUAUUGUUAUUAAUUACGAUUUACCUAUAGAUCAAUUAAACAGACCAGAUUUUGAAACUUAUUUACAUAGAAUUGGACGGACCGGUCGUUUUGGAAAACACGGAUUAGCUAUUAAUUUUGUUGAUGGACGCAGAACUAUGGCAAUGGUAGAAAGUAUAAGCAAGCACUUUAAUAAGCCUAUCGAAUUGUUGCAAGUCGAUGAUUUGGAUGAGUUGGAGAAAUUAUCGAAACCUUAAAGAAAUUAUUGAAACCUUA
This is a messenger RNA of Hydractinia symbiolongicarpus, 1521 nucleotides long. RefSeq names its product ATP-dependent RNA helicase DDX19A-like. NCBI's taxonomy places the organism in Eukaryota, Metazoa, Cnidaria, Hydrozoa, Anthoathecata, Hydractiniidae. The transcript is spliced from 8 exons. The coding region runs from base 66 to 1502 and encodes 478 amino acids. Gene Ontology annotation, cellular component: cytoplasmic stress granule; nucleus. The record is from RefSeq and is a predicted model, not a curated record. Gene Ontology annotation, molecular function: RNA binding; ATP binding; RNA helicase activity. Gene Ontology annotation, biological process: poly(A)+ mRNA export from nucleus.